Auxenochlorella protothecoides is the source of this 705-nucleotide messenger RNA. Its product is annotated as Exportin-4. The record is from RefSeq and is a predicted model, not a curated record. Gene Ontology annotation, cellular component: nuclear pore; cytoplasm. Gene Ontology annotation, biological process: protein export from nucleus. The transcript has 5 exons. Gene Ontology annotation, molecular function: nuclear export signal receptor activity. The coding region runs from base 1 to 705 and encodes 234 amino acids. Lineage: Eukaryota; Viridiplantae; Chlorophyta; Trebouxiophyceae; Chlorellales; Chlorellaceae.
AUGGCGCGCAGUGGGUCGGCAGAAGCCGGGCCUGCAGCAGAGACGGAGCUUGUCCAGGUUGUAGCUGAGGGGCUGGGGACCAUCAUGCCGCUCCUUCCCCCGGACCUGCCGGCGCACCCCAAGCUGUGCCACUCCUUCUUCGACACCGUUGCAUUCAUGCACGAGACCUUCCCCGGCGCUAUGGCGAGCCUGCCGCCGCACGUGUGGGGCGCCCUGGUGGGCACCCUGUUCCAGGGCCUGGGCAUGGCGGGGGGCGGCCUAGCUCUGACCCAGGUGGUCCUGGACGGUCUGGCCGCGCUGGCCACCUUCCACGUCAAGGAUGCGCUGGCGGGAGGAAAGGGCGUCACGGACAGCAAUGUACCCGGCCCAGGUCGGGAAUGGGCUGGCUGCCACUCUCCGCUGGCUGCGCUGCUGGUCCGCGCCCUGCAGCGCGUCGUGUUUGAGGAGCGCGGCGCGGACGUGGUGGCGGCAGCCGCGCCGGCCCUGCUCCCCCUGGUCAUGGCAGAGCCAGAGGCUGUUCGCGCUUUCCGGGCUGACCUUGUGCACGGCAUCGAGGACCCCCAGCAGCAGCGCCUGGUUUCUGUGGCAUGCGAGAGCCUGGUCGCCGACCUACCCCAGGCCCUGAACCCCCGGGCCAAGGCCCGUUUUCUCUCCCAGCUGGAGAGCUUUGCGGAGGUGGCCCGUGCCGCGGCCCGCCGCAAAUAG